Molecule: messenger RNA, 2659 nt
Organism: Phacochoerus africanus (Common warthog)
Lineage: Eukaryota; Metazoa; Chordata; Mammalia; Artiodactyla; Suidae
Gene: RBM18
Product: RNA binding motif protein 18
Exons: 6
Coding region: 198-770 (190 amino acids)
Molecular function (GO): RNA binding
Source: RefSeq, a predicted model, not a curated record
CGGUGCGGCGGCGCAGGCGUAGAGCGUCAAGGGCGGCCUGGCAGCUGGCGGCGUUGAGGUGGACGGGUGUAGGGCCGUGGGACCGCGGAGACGGGACCUGCUUUGGGGGCAUGAGCCGAGGAGAGGACUCCGAAGUCAAGAGCAUUGCUCCUCUCCUGCCUGAAUGUUCACAUUCCUCUAGUAUUUCAUAGAGAUUGAUGGAAGCAGAAACCAAAACUCUUCCCCUGGAGAACGCAUCCAUCCUUUCAGAGGGUUCCCUACAGGAAGGGCACCGGUUAUGGAUCGGCAACCUGGACCCCAAAAUCACAGAAUACCACCUCCUCAAGCUCUUGCAGAAGUUUGGCACAGUGAAGCAGUUUGACUUCCUCUUCCACAAGUCAGGUGCUCUGGAGGGACAGCCUCGAGGGUAUUGUUUCGUUAACUUUGAGACAAAGCAGGAAGCAGAACAAGCCAUCCAUUGUCUCAAUGGCAAGCUGGCUCUGUCUAAGAAGCUGGUGGUACGGUGGGCACACGCUCAAGUAAAGAGGUAUGAUCAUAACAAGAAUGACAAGAUCCUUCCCAUUAGUCUGGAGCCGUCCUCCAGCACCGAGCCCGCUCAGUCUAACCUCAGUGUCACUGCAAAGAUAAAAGCCAUUGAAGCAAAGCUGAAAAUGAUGGCAGAAAAUCCUGAUGCCGAGUAUCCAGCAGCACCAGUUUAUUCCUACUUCAAGCCACCAGAUAAAAAAAGGACUACUCCCUAUUCUAGAACAGCUUGGAAAUCUCGAAGAUGAUGGUUAUGAAUCACUGUAACAGCAAAAGCAAAUCGGUCUUCACACCUGAAAUCCUCUGCCUUUGUACUUGUAGAUGUGAAUGGUACUAUCAGACAGAGCACAAUCACAUGGUAGAGUUUGGUAACAUAACAUUUUUGGAUGUUCUUCUGAAUGUUUCUCCCCUGAAGUAUGUGUAGAAUUGAGCAUCAUCCAGAAUAAAUAGGAUUGUAUCCAAAACUGAUUUGAACACUGAGAUGCUCUAAUUGGCUGGUUUGUUUGGAUUUGUAACUCCAGAAACUUUGUAUAGUGUGCCAGAGAGAAAGGCAAACACAAAAAAAAAUGUUAUUAUUUCAAUCAGGAAACUUAAUUUAUUAACAUCUGUCUUUAAAAAAAAAACAAACAGCAUUUUCUGUGCUCAAGUGUCUUUACAACAUAAAGAAAACAUAAAAGACAGGGAGGGAAAUGAGAAAUUUUGAAUCAUGUUCAGGACUGCUCUUCCCAAAACUUUCUAUGGAAAUCCCUCCAACUGGACUAAUAAGAAAAAGUUCUUGGCAAAAAGAACUGGUUUUUGAGCAAGAUUUGUAGUAAUAAUCUCUUUAAGAAUUAUGCUUAUUGUUUCAAAAUCCCAAUUAGGAAAACAUGGAGUAUAUCUUAAAAUUGUUUGCGUCAACGAAACUGUAGAAUGAAAUUUAGCAUUUUAUACCACAACAGAAGUUCUGUUUGGAAAUCCCACUUUUAUUCUAUUGUGAUCAUUUUUUUUUAAUCUUAAUAAUCCUGCCUUCUAUAAUACCAAAUGUCAUUAUUAAUGCGGGACUUUUAAAAUUGCAUUUAUUGCAUGAGACUGUUUUUAAUAGCAUGAGAAUGUUCUAUUUGGAAUUGUAUCAUGGUCAGUCUAAAUGGAAAAGCAAAAUUUCUUUGAAAACUUAAACACUGAUGUAUUGAUCACUAUCAAACAUGUUAUUUAUUAAUAAUUGUGUAGGGGUCUGAGUAGAAGAAAUUGAGUUGUCUUGUAUGGGGUGAGGUGGGGACAUACAGUGGACACACAAAGUCAGUGGAGCAGCCACUGCUCUGGCACCAGGACUGUAAUGACCUCAUGUUUUGUGUGUUUAAAAAAAAAGACUUGAAAAGCUGCAUGACUUUAAAACGAUUCUUCAUUUGUUAAACAUACUUCUCCUCAGAUAACUUUUGCCACUUUGAACAUUUAAAAUAUAACAAUAGAGAAAGAAAAAUAAAUCACUAGAUUUGGGAGUAUGUUUCUGUCAGCAGUGUUGGUCAUUUUGGUGCCAGGUUGAUGGACAGCUUCAUUGGGCAGCACUGUUGCUUCUUGACUGGGUAAAUCAUUUUUGGUACCCAGGCUGCCACUUUUAAUGAUUACAGACUGUUUACUGUCAUUGUUCCUAGCAGAGGAAGCUUUCAUUAUAGGAGCUUAAGUGUUCCCAUGAGCAUAAAUGAAUUUAGGACACUUGAACCAAAACUUGAGCAUAGUGAGGUUUCAGAACUCACAGACCUGGUUCAGAAAAAUUCGUAUCACCUUUCCCAAGGUAAAACUUUUCAGAUAUGUUUAAAUAUUAAAUACUUCCUGCAUUUAUUAGCUCUAAGAUGCAGGUAACUCUCCUUCCACUUGGGGGAUGGUUCAGGGAGGUGGGAGCAUCAUCUCCCAUUUUUCUGGUGACUUCUUAGAACAUAGAAUUCACCGUUUUAUCCUUAAGUCCUCAAAGGGUUAUGGUGGAGUAGGACUUACUUAAUGCAAAAUAGUCUUCUAUUUUUAAUAGGAACUUAGAAAAUACUUAACUUUGAAUUACCUAGAGUUGUUUCCUUUAGAAACCAGAGCUAUUUAUUUGUAUUUAAAGCAAUGUUUAUUAUUUGUACCAAUUCUGAUUCCUCUGUGUGAAUAAACGCAAGACCGUGUC